Bathycoccus prasinos is the source of this 2361-nucleotide messenger RNA. Its product is annotated as starch branching enzyme II. Gene Ontology annotation, cellular component: cytoplasm. The coding region runs from base 1 to 2361 and encodes 786 amino acids. The transcript has a single exon. Gene Ontology annotation, molecular function: hydrolase activity, hydrolyzing O-glycosyl compounds; 1,4-alpha-glucan branching enzyme activity; cation binding. The record is from RefSeq and is a predicted model, not a curated record. Lineage: Eukaryota; Viridiplantae; Chlorophyta; Mamiellophyceae; Mamiellales; Bathycoccaceae. Gene Ontology annotation, biological process: glycogen biosynthetic process.
AUGAGUUUGGAGGAGGAGGAAGCGGCUGAAGAGGAGACCGUGGCUGCCGCCACGGCGGUUGCGACGGCGCCAAAGCCGGUCGCUGCUGCUGCUCCGGCAAAAUCGGCCGGAUCUGGCGCCGUUUCCGCGUUUGGCGUCCCGGUAUUGACCGAGGAUCCGAAGAGACACCGCGGCUUCAAGUUCCCGCAGUUGGAAGGCGACGGUUUCGGCGUUUGCGCGGUAGACGGCACGUUGGCGGGCCACAAAGGCCACCUGGGCCACAGAUGGGAUAAAUUCAAAAACUUGAGACAAGCGAUCGAAGACAACGAAGAAGGAGGGAUUGAAGGUUUCUCCAGAGGCUACGAGAAGAUGGGUUUCAACAGAAACGAGGAAACCGGAGAGAUUACGUACAGAGAGUGGGCGCCGAACGCGAAAUCGGCGUGCUUGUUUGGCGACUUCAACAACUGGGCCACCGACGCGAACGGAGUUUGGAUGACCAAAAACGAUUUUGGUGUGUUUGAAGUGACGGUACCGCCGAAUGCGGACGGGUCGCCGGGUAUCCCGCACGGCUCGAGAGUGAAGAUUCAUUUGGAAACGCAAGACGGUUCAUGGGUCGACAAGAUUCCGGCGUGGAUCAAGUUCGCCGUGCAAGCGCCGGGGAACAUUCCUUUCGAUGGCAUUUACUACGAUCCGCCGAAAGAAGAGCAAUACGAAAUGAAAUGGUCGAGACCGGAUGCUCCGGAAGAGUUGAGAAUUUACGAAGCGCACGUCGGCAUGUCCUCGAGAGAGCCGAAAAUCAACUCCUACAUCGCCUUCGCGGAUGAGGUUUUGCCGAGAAUUAAAAACUUAGGGUACAACGCGGUCCAGUUAAUGGCGAUUCAAGAGCACGCGUACUACGCGUCUUUUGGUUACCACGUGACGAACUUUUUUGGCGUUUCCUCUCGAUGCGGUACGCCAGACGAGUUGAAGUAUUUGGUGGAUAAAGCGCACUCCAUGGGUAUUUCUGUUUUGAUGGAUUUGGUUCACUCGCACUCUUCUUCGAACGUUACCGAUGGUAUCAACAUGUUUGACGGCUCCGACGGACAAUACUUCCAUAGCGGACCGCAAGGCUACCACUGGAUGUGGGAUUCUCGAUGCUUCAACUACGGCGAGUGGGAAGUCAUGAGAUUUUUGUUGUCCAACUUGCGAUACUGGAUGGAAGAGUUCAAAUUCGACGGUUUCCGUUUCGAUGGCGUCACGUCUAUGAUGUACAAACACCACGGUUUACAAGUUGCGUUUACGGGUAAUUACGACGAAUAUUUUGGCAUGGCCACGGAUGUGGACGCCAUGGUGUACUUGGCCUUGGCGAACGAUAUGUUGCACACUUUGUACGACGGUAAGGUCACGACCAUUGCAGAAGAUGUCUCCGGUAUGCCCACGUUGUGCCGACCGGUGCAAGAAGGUGGUGUAGGUUUCGAUUAUCGCUUACAAAUGGCCAUCGCGGAUAAAUGGGUCGAAGUCUUAUCCGAAUGGGGUUCGGACGAAAACUGGGAAAUGGGCAACUUGGUGUUUACCAUGGAGAACCGCCGAUAUGGCGAGAAGUGCAUCUCGUACGCGGAAUCGCACGAUCAAGCGUUGGUCGGGGAUAAAACGACGGCGUUUUGGCUUAUGGACGCGGAAAUGUACACGAACAUGUCCACGUUAUCGCCGGAUUCGCCGGUCGUUACCAGAGGUAUCGCUUUGCACAAGUUGAUUCGUCAGUUCACCAUGGGUUUGGGCGGCGAAGGCUACUUGAACUUUAUGGGCAACGAGUUCGGUCACCCGGAGUGGAUUGAUUUUCCCAGAGGCGACCGCGUGGAAGCCUCGACCGGUGAAUUCAUCCCGGGUAACGGUAACUCCUACCACUUGUGCCGCAGACGCUUUGAUUUACCUGAAACAGACCACUUGAGAUACAAAUUCUUGGAAGCGUUUGACGCGAAGAUGAACCGCGUCGCUGGUUUCUUCAAAUACAUGGCGAGCGACCACCAAUACACGAGCUUGAAAGACGACGGCGACAAGAUGAUUGCGUUCGAAAGAGGCGAUUGCGUUUUUGUCUUCAACUGGCACCCAGUCAACUCGUACUCGGACUACCGCAUCGGUUGCAAGAAAGCUGGUAAGUAUAAGUUGGUGUUGAGUUCGGACAACCCCGAGUUUGGCGGUUGGGACAACUUGUCCACGCACCACGACGGCAGCUACUUCGCAGACUCUACCGCGCACAACGGUCGCCCGGCGAGUUUCCAAGCGUACAUCCCGUCUAGAACGGUUGCUGUUUUUGCUUUGGAAGAAGAUAUCGAAAGAGUGGGGUACACGUACGGAGAAGAGUACGUUUCCAGAGUCGUCGAAGUCUCCAACGAACACGUAUAA